CCUGCCGCCGGCAGUCGGCCCCACAGCUGGCCAAGCCAAGGCUGGACAACAACGGACGCACACACUCGAGAAUCCGCUCACCUCACUACAUACAUCUACACUAUGUUCCGCUCGCUCGCUCGUUCGCUUGUUGCCGCUCGCCCGGCUGCUGCCUCUGCCGCUCGCACCAUGGCCACGACCACGGCUGCUGCCGAGUCUGGUGCGUCGUUCAACUGGGGCUUUGCUGCCGGUGCCGCGUUUGCCGGCGCUGCCGCGCUCGCCAUCUCACAGUACUCGGGCGAGUCGUUCUCCACCAUGUCCGCGGCGGCCGACGUCCCUGUGGCUGGCCUCCCCGGCACUAACCAGGAGCGCUCGUUCUUCAUGGUCAAGCCCGAUGCUGUCCAGCGCGGCCUUGUGUCCGAGAUCAUCGGCCGGUUCGAGAAGCGUGGCUACAAGAUCGUGGCCAUGAAGAUGGUCACGCCGUCGCGCGAGCUCAUCGAGGCUCACUACGACGACCUCCGCUCGCGCCCGUUCUUUGAGGGUCUCUGCAAGUACAUGUCGUCGGGCGAGGCUCCUGUUGUCGCCUUUGUCGUCGAGGGCAAGGGCAUCAUUAAGGUCGGCCGCGACAUGAUCGGCGUCACCGACCCGCUCAAGUCUGCCCCGGGCACCAUCCGCGGCGACACUGGCGUGAGCAUUGGCAUGAACUCGAUCCACGGCUCCGAUGGCGUCGAGGGCGCUGCCUCCGAGAUCCCGCUCUGGUUCUCGCAGGACGAGAUCGCCAACUGGAACAAGACCGCCGACAAGUGGAUCUACGAGUAGACGUGCGUACGCGCUCUCCGCCGACCCGUGGCCGCGGCCGCUUUCUGCAGCCUCUGCCAUUGGAAUACACACAUCCGGUUUCUGA
Thecamonas trahens ATCC 50062 is the source of this 883-nucleotide messenger RNA. Its product is annotated as nucleoside diphosphate kinase. The coding region runs from base 103 to 798 and encodes 231 amino acids. The record is from RefSeq and is a predicted model, not a curated record. Lineage: Eukaryota; Apusomonadida; Apusomonadidae. Gene Ontology annotation, molecular function: nucleoside diphosphate kinase activity. The transcript is spliced from 2 exons. Gene Ontology annotation, biological process: UTP biosynthetic process; CTP biosynthetic process; GTP biosynthetic process.